AUGACCAAAAACGGAACAAUGUCUUCACAGCACGAAGAGAUGGGUACAACUAGUCCACCAAGUGGCUCCGGUACUUCGACGUCGGCUGCAUCGCCUCCAGAAUAUGCCACAGCUGCGACGUUACGUUCCACACCAGCUCAGAUGUCAGCGGCGAUAACGGUUGAUUUGGUGGUUGCAGCUCAGAGAGAAGCAAACUUUCUGCGAAUGAUUGAUCGGAAAGCUCCAUUGCUCUACGAGCCAGAUGUUGUGAAUCAUGCACUUCGAAGAUAUGAGGCAUUCUGGCUACCAAUGCAGGCCGCCCAUCCAGAUCUGAACGUGAUACCGCCACUAGAUGUUCACUGGGUUUGGCAUACUCACAUGCUGAGCCCGAUUCAUUACCAAGAGGAUUGCGAGAAGCUAGUUGGAAAAGUGAUUGAUCACAAGUUGCUUUCUUCGGAUGAGAUUCAGAAGAGAUACGAUAGCAGUGUUCGAGCAUGGGAUGCAUACUGUAGUCCAGAGCCAUACGACUUCUUGGCCAGUCAGACACCACCAACUGCAUACAAAACAAAAUGUAAUUAUGAUAUUGCUGGAGCAGUUCAGAGACAGAGAAAUUUUAAUUAUCAAGUAUCACUUCCACACUACACUUCUGCCAAAUUUCUUUCGGAUGCUGUUAAAAGAUACAUACAGUUCCUUCUUCUCAAACAAACCUAUGCAGAUCAAUUCCUGACGCCGUGCUACGAUUUCGAUAUUAUUUGGCAUACGCAUCAGGUCCAUCCAUCCAGUUAUCUGAGGGACUGCACAGCCAUAUUCGGUUCUCUUCUGAAGCAUGAUGACACUGUGAACGACAGAACUAAAGGAAGUAAACUUCUGAAAGGAGAGGCUCUGACAAAGAAAUUAUGGACAACACACUUUGAAGAACCAUUCUGGAGACGUGGAUGCAUGUUCAGGGGACACAAUGCUCCGGCGUUCCUUGGAUUCGAAUCUCAGGAUCUUGCAUACAUUUCAUAUGGGGAUAUUCAUGUUCCAUCGAUUUCUUUGAAGGAUAUUCCAGUUCAAAGAGAACAAUUGAGACUAAAACUGUGCUAUGGAAACAAGAAAGUGACGACUUUUAAUGCGGAUCUCUCUCAAAAACAGGUCACCAAGUCCGGGUUUUCUCUAGUUUGGCAGCCAACAGAGAGUUCGACUUGCGCAUCCAUUGUUAAAUUCCCAUUCGAAAGACGAGCAGCCAAAGAUCUGACAGUUGAAUUGGAGAUAUUUGAUAAGAUGUUCCUCCAAAGAAAAGAUCUUAUCAAGUUGAUUGGAAAGGCAACUCUGGAUCAACUAUUGCCUCCGAGCAACUCAAAAAGUGCUCACAAUGUGGCCGAACUGCAACUGAAAGCUUCCAAAGACUCAGAAUUCACUGCAAAAGUAAAUGUAACAACAAGUGUCAAUUUGAAUAGGGAAUUGCAACUUCUGGUCGGAGACUUCGUGGAAAGACAAUUAUCCGGCGAUUCUCAUUUAGCAUACCUUGCACAAUGUGCAUCAUUGAAUCGUGGGUUGUUGAAUGCCAACUCUACAGUACAUAUUGCAUCUCACAGUAUGCUCGACACUCGAGAUGGAACAAAAUACACUGUCCAAGUGAUCCAUUCGGCACCUCUUCUCCUAUCAAUGAUUCUGGUAUAUGGAAGAGAGCAACGGCUUCUUUCGAUGGCUCAUCUGAUCGGAGCAGACUCUUUGCCGUCUCGUGAUCAAUUGGACAACAAUCUGGUACCUUUCCUUCCACAUCUUUCAAAUGCUGAAGAAAGAGCAUUUGUGAUUCUGAAUAAAGAAGGAGAUUAUGCGAUUAUCAAGGGAAAAUGGUCAGGAUUCUGUAGAAAACAAUCAGCAACAAAAGGACAAAAAGCGAAGCCAGGAAACCCGGGACGUCUUCAUGUGGACGCUUUCAACCUGCUGAAGAAUACCGUUCAGAAGCUGGAAGUUCCAUCAGCAGAUGGAUCAACAUUGUUCCUUAUUGGAGAUGCUCAAGCUCGUCUUCCUGGAAAGAGAAUCGAAUGCCGAUCUACGAAUACAGCUGAACAGAUUGCUAGCAUUUUCUGCGUUUCUACACUAUUCGUUCUCUGUAAUCCAGACAAAGUUCGGUCUCGAAGUGACAGUACUUCUGUUGGUCAUCAAGCCCAUAAGUGGCCAUUGACAUUGGCAUGCGGAUAUGGAGGACAACUUCCAACAAAUCGAUUACUCCUAUCCUCUGAUCAGGAUGGAUUAGGUGGGUUUUCGUGGGAACAGACUUCAAAUAUCCUGAAAAAACUGUCUAGCAUAACAAAAGUUACUAUUUCAGGUGGGUGUGAAAUUGCUCCACUUCUGAUGUGCGGCGUUGGUUGUGACGGAGCCGCAUGCGGGGCCUGUGGAGCGUGUGGAGCCUGUGGAGCCUGUGGUGGGUGUGGUGGAUGUGGAGGAUGCGGCGGGUGCGGUGGAUGCGGAUAG
Molecule: messenger RNA, 2439 nt
Organism: Caenorhabditis briggsae
Lineage: Eukaryota; Metazoa; Nematoda; Chromadorea; Rhabditida; Rhabditidae
Exons: 10
Coding region: 1-2439 (812 amino acids)
Source: RefSeq, a predicted model, not a curated record